Messenger RNA from Cuscuta europaea, 949 nucleotides. The record is from the annotation of a GenBank genome assembly. NCBI's taxonomy places the organism in Eukaryota, Viridiplantae, Streptophyta, Magnoliopsida, Solanales, Convolvulaceae.
GUACAUUUUGGGGUACUUUUAACAUUUGUGGAAUGUGAAUGGAUUCUCAAAGAUAGAAGCCGCCACUGAACAAUUAUACACUGCCGUGUGGUUUGAUGUGGGGAUACCAAUCCCACCCUAAGUUCCCGAACGAAAAUGUCGAUGUCGUUCACCGAUGGCCGAAUGGACCGUCGCCGGAGAAAUUGGUAGGAGGGCGAAGGCCCAGGUGGAUUCUGAUGAGCGGAUUCUUAGCGUGGGUGUUUUUCAAAAUGGGCGGACGGAGCGCAGCUGGGAAUUCAGGGCGGAAGUAGAAGACGGGAUCUCUGCCGAGAGGGAGAAACUGUUGCUUGAUAUCCAGGUGGCAACAGAUAAGAUGAAGGAGGCAAUCUUGGGAACGAGGCUGUGGGAUGGAGAGCAGCCGCAUGUGGCGGAGGAGCGUGAGGAACUACCUCCGACGCCAACGAGGUGCUCGGAGACUAUUACGCUGGUGGGUCCAUCAGAAGCCGCCAGACCAUGGAACUUGCGGACUCGACGGUCGGGAAAUAAGCAUCCUAACGUAGUCACUGCCACCGCUUCUUCCACCGCGCUGAAGCGGCAGAGAGCGAAGUUCUCCGUUUCCUUUACUCGGAGAGAGAUCGAGGAAGGUUUAGUUGCAUAAGAGCAUCUCCAAUGGGAGGGUGGAUUGUAGUGAUGUGGAAUAGAAGAGAGAUAAAGAUAGAAUGAAUAUUAGAAUGAAGUGGUGUGUAGGGAAAAAUGAAAAAGAUGAGAGAGAUAGAGAUAAAAAGUAGAUAUAGGUCUAUGACAAGGUUCAUAAAUGGACCUUACACGGGAUUCGAGGAGGAAAAGUUGAUGAAAAGUGGGUUACAAGUGAUAUAAAAAAAUGAAAAUGAAAAUAAAUUAGGAAAUAUGUGGGUCCUACACAUAAAAAGUCUGAAAUAAAAAAUGGGACCAAUGCAUAAGGGUGUAUAAG